This is a messenger RNA of Paramuricea clavata, 662 nucleotides long. NCBI's taxonomy places the organism in Eukaryota, Metazoa, Cnidaria, Anthozoa, Malacalcyonacea, Plexauridae. The record is from the annotation of a GenBank genome assembly.
AUGGCGUCUGAUCAGAGUUCUGCAUCUGAGUCAACGCCGAAUGGCGGAGAAACUCGUACUCCUAGUCCGUCAAUUCAGUGGGCUGCUGCGUUCCAAUCACCGGAGUUUACAACGGGCCUUCAAGCGGCAAUUACUCAAGCAUUGCGCCAGUCAAGAGCACCGAUCGACCAGAGUGCCAGCCUGGAAGAACUGGGGAAUCCUGCAAACACGUUUCGGGCUCCUACACGGACGGUCCAUCAGCUAGAGACUCAGGUAGGAGGCUCACAAUCUCGGCAGAACACAGGUAUGUUGAAUGCUCCAUUGUUUGUCGCAACUAGUGAAUUAAAUGGCGCAGAAACGCACGCCGAUCCGUCUGUGAACAUCACGCAAACUCGACCCAAUGGAAUAUCGGAAAAUCACGAACUUGCUAGACAAUUGUGUCCAUCUGCGUUUGUUUCUAACUCGAGCCCCGAAAACGCUUUUGUCCUCGGCCCUGGCAGAGCUCCAAUUCCAACAAAAUUGGUUAAACGAAUCGUGACUCACGAGUUUAUUGAAAUGUCGGAGUUAAAUCCCGAUAACCUAGCAGAACCUCAAUCAGAAACGGCGGUUUUCUCUAUCGAGGGCUCUUCUAUUAUCCCCAAACCGGCAUCUACCAAGAAACGUGAUAUAUCGGAUAUUCUAAC